AUGAAGCUUACUACAAUUUAUUCCUUAGCCUUCGGUUUAUUAUCGGCUCAAACACUUGCUGCUCCUGCUAAAGAUAAUGAAAAGCGUGAUGACGACGAUAAGGUUGUGAUUCACCUUACAUCUACUGUGCAAAAUACCCAGACCAAUACUCACAUUGUUGAAGGUACCAUGUCUACGCACACGAAUAUGGUUGUGAAUACUGCUACAGAAACCUAUACCCGUUACACUGCCACAGUCACUUCAACUGUGUUCGGUACGCCACACACAUACACCACGGUCGCUAACACGCCUAUUCAGAACAAGGAAGUUUCUCCAAGCACCACUGACACUCAAGAUAACGGUGUUACCGAAACUGCUGCUCCUGAGGAUAACGAUGCUACUCAAACCACCUCCACAGAAAUAGUCACCGACUCGCCAAGCUCGUCUGCGGAUGCAAAUGCGCCAGCAAUCACUCCUCAAAGUGCUACAUCUUCCGACUCUUGGAUAAUAGAAAAUGUGUCCACCGUAACGUCUAACAGUAUUUGUGUGGUAAACUAUGACUACUAUUACGCCGAAGAAGAAGAUGAUACCGAGACCGUUACGUCUACCUCGACCAUAUAUACUACGGUUACCCAAAACUGA
This is a messenger RNA of Debaryomyces tyrocola, 621 nucleotides long. The record is from the annotation of a GenBank genome assembly. Lineage: Eukaryota; Fungi; Ascomycota; Pichiomycetes; Serinales; Debaryomycetaceae.